AUGUCGGUCAGCGGACUUGAAGUCAAACAGGCUUAUAGCUGCCUUCCAGCGACAGUACUGGCGUCAUGCGUGGAGAGCGUUUGGUCUGGCAGUGGCACGGGCACGCAGACUCAGCUGUCUAGAGCUUUGUGGCUAUGGUGUGGCUCGCUAGGGGCGCGAGUGUGGCUACCACUUAUACCACGCGAAGCAACACGUCGCACCGACUCUUCACGCCACACAUUCAUGGCUAAGAGGAUCAUGCUGCCGUUUCAUCUUGACAUAUACCCACUGACAAUUCUAUUUGAUGAUGCUAUUCUUCUGGGAGCCGAAAACGACACUACUCUGUACUCAUCGGAUUCCAACUUGGUGUUUUCGCUGCCGUUCUGUGUGAUCAAUAGGACGAGUCAAGUCUACUUGCACCAGAUCCUUCGUCAGUUACUUCGUCGUAAUCUUGGUUAUCACGCGUGGGAGAUAGCUCGUUCUUGCGCGCAGCUUCCUUAUUUCCCCCAUUCCUUGGAACUUCUUCUCCACGAGGUUCUAGAAGAAGAGGCCACCAGUAAAGAACCUAUUCCCGAUGCUCAACUACCAAGCGUCAUAGAAUUCGUACAUGAAUUUCCCGUUUACUUACAGACAGUCGUACAAUGUGCAAGAAAGACUGAAAUAGCUUUGUGGCCAUAUUUAUUCUCUGCUGCCGGAAAACCAAAGGAGCUGUUCCAAGAAUGUUUGCAGAAGAAUAUGCUCGAUACCGCAGCGACUUAUUUAAUUAUAUUACAGAACUUGGAGAGUUCAUCCGUAAGUCGUCAGCUGGCGACGCAACUACUAGAUACAGCACUACAGCAUCAGCGGUGGGACCUGGCCAGGGACCUCGUGAGGUUCCUUAAAGCCAUUGAUCCCAAUGACGUGGACUCACCGAGGAGUUCGAUGAACGUUCAGACGAAGUACGGUCAGGUGGUGCAGUCACAGACAGUCAGCCCUAACGCUGAGGAUCUAUCCGUCAUAUUAGGCAGCAUGCAGUUGGCGGGUGGUCGCGGCCGUAGUUUCAGUACUACAGUAGCGCCCCGGGAGCCUUCGCCCCCCGCGGGUGCUUCUCAGCCGGCCGCUCGACGCUCAACGGCCGCCACACCCGCGCCCGCCGCCGUCAAGAGAAAGAAGUCCGUACCAGCCACCAGUGAAAAAGAGGCCUAUACUGGAACAGCGGAAGAAUUCUUCAUCGAUAUGAUGAUACAAAGACACGCUCGUUUAUUACUAUCAACUGCCCGGCUUGUGUCCCUGGGACGACUGGCCGCGGCCUUGGACUUGCAGCUAGUGGGCUGGCUGGCCGGGGAGAAGGAGAGGGCGGCCAGGGUCGACAACGCUGUGCUAUGUCUCAAGAGGCUGCAUGAAGACUUCAACUGGCCCUACCCGACACUCACGGACGAACAGGUCGCAGAAAUAGAGAGCAGUAUCGGCCCCAUGUUUCCUGCUCGCGGUGACAGUCAGUGUGGUGACAGUGGCUACCUGUCGCUGUCCCUACGAGCUCCCGACCACGCCGCAGCGCCACCUGCGCCGCUCAGUUCCGUCGGUGAGUGCAGCGUCGCAGAGGGCGGGGCUGCAGCUUGGGGGGAGGAAUUAGCGGAGGAGGGGAGGGACGGUCUGGGCUGUGGAGGGGCGGGAGGAGUGGGGGGAGACCCUCACGAGGAGCGGCGGUACGUGGCGCUCAUGGAGAAACUACACCAUCACCAGGCAGAGAGGGGGGACCACACGGCGCGAGUACAACUAGGUUAUUUCCUGCAGCUAAUGAUGGAAGCUAGUUGUGUGGAGUGGGCGCUUGUAUUAUCUGUGGCGCUCCGUGACGCGCUGGCCGUUCUCCGCUGUACAAACGCAGCCCGCGGCGCGGACGUGUCGCCGGCCGCCGCCGCGCGCCUCCGGGACGCACACGUGCAGCUCAGGAUGUGGGCCGACUCUGACUGUGUCGGCUAUAGACCGUUCAUGUUGGCUAUAAGUAACCAAAUCCCGGUUCUAACGUCCAUCGUCAACGCAGGCAAUCCGGCUACAUUUGUGACCAACGAGAAGAGAGGUAGGUCGUCCAGAACUAGUUCGACGUCUGAACUCAAGCAACAAGAAACAAAACAUCCCGCGCCCAAGAAAGCACAGGAAAUAACUAAGCAAGUCAGAAAAGACUCUCCCGUCACUAUGCCGGAACCUGAAGACACUAUGAAUAUGACGCGACCGACGGUACAACAUACAGAAGAAGCGUCUAACUGUGCCAUUAUGUAA
Messenger RNA from Danaus chrysippus (African queen), 2235 nucleotides. The record is from the annotation of a GenBank genome assembly. Lineage: Eukaryota; Metazoa; Arthropoda; Insecta; Lepidoptera; Nymphalidae.